UUUAUUUUGCUCUCUGUUCAUUGUUCUCUUCAUCUUAAACAGAGAAAGUCCUGCUGAAGUGACUGAGAUCCUCGUGACACACUGAUACUGAACUAGUGUGCUGACUACUGAACUAGGGAGCGGAUGGAGACAUUUCGUAUGGGUUUAUUUUGCUCUCUGAUCAUUGUUCUCUUCAUCUUAAACAGAGAAAGUCCUGCUGAAGAGAUCCUCGUGACACACUGAUAUAAAGAUGGCGUUUAUUAAACAGGAGAGUGAAGACUUCAGGAUUGAAGAAGUGUUCAGUCUGAAACAAGAAGAGACUGAGGAACAAACAGAGCUGCUGGUGCUGAAAGUGGAGAAUCAAUAUCUGAAUGAAAUGGAACAGACAUAUCUGUAUGAGAAACCCCAUGAUUUAAUAACUGGUGAAGCCACACAAACGGCAACUAUACGUAAAAGAGCUCAGAAAACCAAAUCUAACAGCUCUUUCACCUGCCAUCACUGUGGAAGGAGUUUCAAUGUAAAACAAAAACUUCAAACACACAUGAGAGUUCACACUGGAGAGAGACCAUUCACCUGUCAACAGUGUGGAAAGAGCUUUGCUUAUCAAGGAGCCUUUAAAAGGCACACGAGAACUCACACGGGAGAUGCGCAAAAAUCAAACCUUAAAAAGCACAUGAGAACCACUCAGAAAGGAUCUCUUAAUAAUCACAUGAGAACUCACUCAGGAGAGAAGCCUUUCACCGGCCAACAGUGUGGUAAGUCAAACCUUAAAAAGCCACACCUUCAAAGACACAUGAGAUCUCACUCAGGAGUGAAGCCUUUCACCUGUCAGCAUUGUGGAAAGAGUUUUACACAGAAAAGUACCCUUCGUUCCCACAUGAGCAUUCACACUGAAGGGAAACCUUAUACAUGUGAACAGUGUGGAAAGAGUUUAUCUGCAAAUACAAAACCUUAA
This is a messenger RNA of Cyprinus carpio (common carp), 934 nucleotides long. RefSeq names its product gastrula zinc finger protein xFG20-1-like. The coding region runs from base 230 to 934 and encodes 234 amino acids. Lineage: Eukaryota; Metazoa; Chordata; Actinopteri; Cypriniformes; Cyprinidae. The transcript is spliced from 2 exons. The record is from RefSeq and is a predicted model, not a curated record.